Molecule: messenger RNA, 568 nt
Organism: Leptinotarsa decemlineata (Colorado potato beetle)
Lineage: Eukaryota; Metazoa; Arthropoda; Insecta; Coleoptera; Chrysomelidae
Source: RefSeq, a predicted model, not a curated record
UUCUUUCAUCCGUGAAAUAUAAUCUUCUGUCAAAUUGACAAUUUUGUUAAAUUCUAGUAAGAAAAUCAGCUUGUUUUCUAAAUUUAAUGGGUACCAAAGACAGCGAAGAAUUCAGAAAUGCCUUAGAAGACAUAGCCUGUCAUGCUCACAAACUGGAUAGUCCAUUCGACAGGGUAAGAUGUGUGGAAUGGUGCAGAAAGUUGGCAAGUUUUUCAGAUGAAGAUUUGGAGUCGUGUAAACUAAAGAAUGAAUAUGCACAACUUUUGAGAAUACAAGUUCGACAUAACUUCCUACAUGGCCCAUUCGUUACACCUCCUCCAGAAUCUAGUAAACUGUGUACACUCUCUGAGUGUCUGGGAAAUAUAAUGGCAAACCAAAUUCCAUAUUUGCCUCGAAUAGGGCCCAUGAGUCCUGUUGUGCACCACAAAUCUCCAGAUGGAAGGGCUUACGUGUCUGCCAAACAAAUACCUGGAGGAGGUGUAUUUUGUUAUAUGGCCGUUAGCCCCGAUGGACUGAAAUGUAAUGCUAAACAUUGAACAAUGUGUUUCAAAAUGAAUUUUUCACGGUU